Molecule: messenger RNA, 540 nt
Organism: Triticum turgidum subsp. durum (durum wheat)
Lineage: Eukaryota; Viridiplantae; Streptophyta; Magnoliopsida; Poales; Poaceae
Source: the annotation of a GenBank genome assembly
AUGGCGGCGAGAGCGAGAGCGGUGGCAGCCACGUCCAGCAACAGCAGCAUCCUCCUGGCCGCGGCGGUGGCACUGGCGCUGCUGGUGUCGUCGGCGUCGGCGCAGUCCGGUUGUACGACGGCGCUGGUCGGCCUGUACCCGUGCAUGAACUACAUCAGCGGCAACGACACAGCGCCGACCAAGUCCUGCUGCUCGCAGCUCGGCUCCGUCGUGCAGUCCCAGCCGCAGUGCCUCUGCAGCGCCCUCGGCGGCGAGUCGUCGUCGCUGGGCGGCAUGACCAUCAACAAGACGCGCGCGCUGGAGCUCCCCAACGCGUGCAGCGUGCAGACCCCGCCGGCGAGCAAGUGCAACGGCGGUAAGUGUUCGACAGCAUUUUUGCUUGCAGCUGGAGGCGGCAGUGCUCCGGGCGCUGGCUCGGGAUCGAAGACGACACCGACGGCGUACUUGCAGGGGAGCGGUGGGUCGCCGCUCCAGGGCACGGCCGGUCGUCUGGUGUUCGCGCUCUCGGCCGCUGCGGUCUACGCCGUGUCCACCGUGUGA